GAAAGGGAAAUACACCAGAUAACAUUUGGACAUGGCUGGAGAAACCAAGGGAGAGAGAAAGCUGAAGCGACUGGAAGAGGCAAUGCGAUGUCCGCAAUGCCAGAAGCAGUUCCAAGACCCUCGAUACUUGUCCUGCGGACACUCCUUCUGCCGUAAGUGCAUCUCCGAGCUGGUAGUUUUGAAGACGGUGUCCUGUUCGUUAUGUGAGAAGCCCUCGCACGUUCCACAUGGAGAUACGGGCAACCUGAUGAAGAAUCUAACACUGGCCGGUUUGAUAGACUCCUACAAAAACCCUUAUACCGAGCCUUCGAUCAAGUGCUCUGGGUGCAAGGUAUACGAAUCGAGGGAAGCCGUGGACCAUUGUUACACCUGCCACAAGUCAAUUUGUUCCCUGUGUUCGCAGUCCCACUUCAAUUUCCGUCACAAGGUGGUUCCCAUUGCAGAUUACGAGAUGGAAAGCAUGGAAGCAAGAGACAAGAUGACAGAGUCACUCAUCGGUAGAAUAGCCAUUAAGAAAAAUGCACUCGAGCAGAGAAAGGGGCUGGUGUCGACGCAGAUGAAGCGGGUUGAAUCUUCGGCAUGCAACCUUAUCGAAGAUAUUCGAAAGACCUUUAACGAACAUUUCAAGCGUCUUCAAGAGGUGAGAGAUGCUCUUCUUGAAGAGACGAGAGAUCGCGAGGAGUUUUUGUUGAACAAGCUGCAUACGGUGGAAGACUACGUGCAGACCUACCAGGAAUCGCUCUCAAAGAUCAGCGCCAACUUAAUGAUGAACAACAACAAGAUCCUGCGUGGAGGAGCAUUAACGAACCACAUCACCCUUUGCCAAGAACUUGAAGGGCUCCUCCAGGACGACAUUGAUGUGGGUAUACUGAAGGAGACGUCAGCGUAUUCAGAGAGUUUCAGCUUCCACGCCAAUGAACCAUCAAGUAUGGGCACGACGGAACGGGCACAUCCGGGAGAGUGGAAACUUGGAUACGACAUGGUCGCACCAAACAUCGGAUCAGUACGCAGUUUGUGUGCCACACCAGAUGGAAAGUUAGCAGUCGGUUAUGCCAAAAAUAAGGGAGGUAUGAGUCUGUUCAACCCGUAUGGAAGAUGGGAACAUAUCGUGUCUCUAGACGGCAUCAUGGUGAGAAGCGUGGCGUUUCUUACUGACGGCCGUUGCGUCAUUCUGGAUACGGAUAACAACUUAUCCAUGUACAGUAUUUCGAUGGAGAAGCAAAGCUUUGAAUUCGAAACUCUUGACAAUUCUAAAGGAGGAACGGGGCAGCUCUGUGUUGACGAACAGCAUUCUAUCUUUGUAGCAUACAAAGCAGCCAAGAAGAUUCAGAUCUUUUCACCGAAUGGCGGAGCUGCUCGGAAAGAGAUCACCUUUGGUGGCAUAGAUCCCCUUGACAUUCGCGUGUCCCCAGGUGGUGCGUUGUUCUUGGUGUCUUGGAGGAAGUUGUUCAUGCUUAAUCUUAAAGGUGAAAUCACUGGCCAGCUCAUGAACAACUCUUCUGAUGAACUCAUGGUUGCUGAUGUCUGCAGAGACAACACCUUGCUAGUUGGGUACGUCUCCCAGCGCACGGAAUGCGACGGAGUGGACCGACUGACUAUUCGUAGAUACGACGGUACAACAGCCUUCAACCUCAAGGAAACACUCGUCAAUGAACAUCCCAUCGCAAUAUCGAAGGUUCCUUUCUAUUCUAUAAGGGAACUGACGACUGGUGAGAUAUGCUUCAGCACAAAAGACAGGGUUUAUUUCUUCAAGGCAGCGAUAGAUAAGAUCAAUGACGUCGGGUUUGAUGAUUACGACAUUUGUUCUACGAGACCUUGAACCAAUGGCCUGACUUGUCUUGACCUCAUCAGAGAAAUUGAUAAGUCAGAAAAAACCUUCUAUACAAUAUUAAUCUGCUGUGAGUGUUCUACUAAACCCCUCAAAAAAGUUUCGAAAUCUGAGUUUGGCCUAUUAAUUUCUCCUAACUCUCAAUUUAAUACAAUGCAUAUUUGAAAUCAUUCAAAAGAUAAUUUAAUUCUCUUUAAAAUGAUACCUUGCGUGUUGUGAUCAUGCCAUUACGAAAAGAGCAUGAUUCAAAAGUGUUGGAUGAGGUCUGAAUUGAAAAGCAGCAAAACGAGCAGAAAUAGUCAUGAAGUGUCAAUACAGA
Molecule: messenger RNA, 2147 nt
Organism: Lytechinus variegatus (green sea urchin)
Lineage: Eukaryota; Metazoa; Echinodermata; Echinoidea; Temnopleuroida; Toxopneustidae
Product: tripartite motif-containing protein 3-like
Exons: 1
Coding region: 32-1819 (595 amino acids)
Biological process (GO): positive regulation of DNA-templated transcription
Cellular component (GO): chromatin; nucleoplasm
Molecular function (GO): zinc ion binding; ubiquitin-protein transferase activity
Source: RefSeq, a predicted model, not a curated record